AUGAGCACCCAGUCCGCCGAUAACCAGCCACAACCAUGGGGUUUGUGGUCCAAGUUGAAAUUCUUAUUUGUUGCCGGAGGAGGUCUGUUCGGAGACGGCUACCUGAACACCAACAUUGGUUUAGUCAUACCAAUCUUCGGCUACCUUUACUGGCACGACGAGCAUGACAACAUGCCAGUGACCGACGGCGACGUCUUGAAAGGCCUCUUCAUAGUCGGCGUCAUGACGGGACAAAUGCUGCUCGGGUUCCUUGGAGAUGCACUUGGACGCCACCGGGUCUACGGCAAGGAAGUGCUGUUUGCGAUUGGGGGCACGCUGCUGUUCAUAUUGCUACCGUGGAAGGGCCUCAGCAAAGCCGGUAUCGUUGCCUGGCUCUGUGCGUUUCGUUUUGUGACUGGCCUGGGGACUGGCGGAGAUUAUCCCAUGACAUCUGCACUUUCUGCUGAACAUCGACCUAUUGGCAGCCGUGCAAAGCUGGUCACCCUCGUCUUCUCCUUUACAACCCUAGGCAGCCUCGGAGCUGCACUGGUUUACUUGGUCCUCCUCGUAGCGUUCAAGUUAAGUACCGUAGGUAAACUUGAUAGACUGGAAUGGGUCUGGCGACUGUUCUUCGGAAUUGGCAUGAUACCAGCGUGCGUCACCGCGUACAUGCGGUUCAAGAUGAAGCAGUCUGCUGCUUUCACGAAAUACGUCGCUACAGUGCGUGACACGAACAAGCCAAAGUUGCAGCAACAGGCGAAAGAUUUCCGAGAAUAUUUCUCGGAUCGAAGACAUCUCCGGGCAUUGGUGGCAGCUGCGGGCAGUUGGUUCUUCUACGACAUCGCCAGCUACGGCAUCGGACUCAACCAAAGCAUCCUUCUCGACAAGAUCGGGUUCUCCCGCGGCCGCUCACCAUGGGAAAGGCUCUGGCGAAUAGCCAUAGGGAACCUGAUCGUCCUGUUCGCGGGGGCGAUCCCAGGCGUAUACGUCGGCGUGUUCCUCCCAGACUUGCUCGGUCGCCGCAAGACACAACUCCUCUCCUGCCUGGCGGCAAGCAUCCUCUUCGCCAUCUGGGCUGGAGUCGCCGACACAAUCGCAUCAGGAGGUUUGAUCACCCUCUUCACGCUAGCCCAGUUCUUCCUCUCCUGUGGGCCAAGCCUCACGACGUUUCUGUAUCCCGUCGAGUUGUUUCCGGCGCGCGUUCGCGGGACAGCACAUGGGAUUGCGGCAGCGACGGGCAAGGCGGGCGCUUUGAUCACGGCGUUUAGUUUUGCGCAGGCGGUUGAGCAGAUUGGGUUGCAGGGUAUGCUAGGGCUGCUUGCGGGACUGCUGUUUCUGGUGGUUUUGUUGACACUAUUGCUGCCUGAGACGAAAGACGUGACACUUGACUGUGUGGAACACGAUGGGCUGUAUGGUCCGACUGUUGUGGGCGAGGAUGAAUCAAUGACGCAUGUGCAUGAGGAGGUUGUGUCAGCGAAAGACAUACCAGGGAAGGACUAA
Messenger RNA from Zasmidium cellare ATCC 36951, 1479 nucleotides. RefSeq lists its product as uncharacterized. The transcript is spliced from 6 exons. Gene Ontology annotation, molecular function: carboxylic acid transmembrane transporter activity. Gene Ontology annotation, biological process: carboxylic acid transport; transmembrane transport. Bases 1 to 1479 code for a protein of 492 amino acids. NCBI's taxonomy places the organism in Eukaryota, Fungi, Ascomycota, Dothideomycetes, Mycosphaerellales, Mycosphaerellaceae. The record is from RefSeq and is a predicted model, not a curated record. Gene Ontology annotation, cellular component: plasma membrane.